AUGCAUGUGAUCAAAGAAGGACUCUCGGAAAGCACCAUAAGGAACUCGGAACAAUUGAGUGGAACUAAUAUUUCAAUUGAAGUCUUCUCUUAUUCUGAUAACAUAAUGCAAUUUAUAUUGACAAAUUCUGUGACAAUGAACAUUAUGAAGGUCUUCGUUCUCAUCAUAUGCCUUUUGGGAUUAGUGGGGAAUGGAAUGGUCAUCUGGCUUCUUGGCUUCCGUAUUAAGAGAAAUUCUUUCACCACCUAUAUCCUUAACCUGGCCAUAGCUGAUUCAGGGGUCCUCAUUUCUCUAUUUAUUCUUACUAUGUUUUCAAUUGUACUAUUUAUUUCAUAUUUCACAGUAUAUAGGUUCGCUAUAUUUCUAUAUAUGCCUUCAUUUUAUUCUUUAGUUUUUGAACUGUUUUUUUUCAUGUAUUCUAGUGGUCAAUUUCUACUUGCAGCCAUCAGCAUUGACAGAUGUGUGGCUAUCCUCCUCCCACUGUGGCAUCGAUGCCACAAGCCACCACGUUUAUCUGCCAUUGUGUGUGCUGUAAUAUGGAUUAUCUCCUUCCUGCUCUCUGUUAUUCACUUCACUUGUUUAAUUACUGGGAAACUUGUAAGUGUUGCCAUUUUAUUACGCCUUCUGGUGAAUGCUUUCUUUGUCACUCCACUCAUGGUUGUCUCCACACUGACCCUGUUCAUCAAAGUCUGCUGUAAAUCACAGCAGCGUCGACGUGGAAAGCUGGUCACCGUCAUCUUGCUUACGCUUCUCUUCUUCCUCAUCUUUGCUUUCCCUCUGAAUGCUGUGCUUAUCAGCACAUAUGCUGAUGUUUUAAAUGGGAUCCUCAUGCAACUAGGUAUCUUUUGUACCGUUCUAAACAGUAGCAUCAACCCAGUGAUUUAUUUCCUAGUUGGGAGGAGACAGAAGAAAGGUCGCCCCAGGGUGUCCAUGGAAAUUGCACUCCAGAGGGUGUUCAAGGAUGACGAAGAUUGUGUCGAAGAGCAGAAUGCCACAGCUGAGGCCGAAGUCGAGUUAUCAUGCCCCUUAAGGACAUGA
Molecule: messenger RNA, 1038 nt
Organism: Hemicordylus capensis (graceful crag lizard)
Lineage: Eukaryota; Metazoa; Chordata; Lepidosauria; Squamata; Cordylidae
Product: mas-related G-protein coupled receptor member H-like
Exons: 1
Coding region: 1-1038 (345 amino acids)
Biological process (GO): G protein-coupled receptor signaling pathway
Cellular component (GO): membrane
Molecular function (GO): G protein-coupled receptor activity
Source: RefSeq, a predicted model, not a curated record